Salvia hispanica is the source of this 1723-nucleotide messenger RNA. RefSeq names its product translation elongation factor Ts (EF-Ts). Gene Ontology annotation, biological process: mitochondrial translational elongation. The record is from RefSeq and is a predicted model, not a curated record. Gene Ontology annotation, molecular function: protein binding; translation elongation factor activity. NCBI's taxonomy places the organism in Eukaryota, Viridiplantae, Streptophyta, Magnoliopsida, Lamiales, Lamiaceae.
UUCAAAGUUGAGUGAAAACGUCGUCGUUUGCACUUUGCAGGCACAGCAGCCGCCGCUGCUGCGUUGCGUUACCUGUUUUCCUUAAACCCUCUGAAAACCCAAGCAGUUCAAAAAUAUCUACAGUUCACGCGGUUCAGGACUCCGGCGGCGAGGUUUUGACUGUUAAUCCUUUAUAAUAAUUGGGAUGGGCUUGACACAUUGUAUGAAGCGUCCAGUUGAAAUUCUAUACAAAAGGCUGAUUAGGCCGGUCAGCCAUGGCCAUGCUUCUGUCGCGCAAAAAGGAGUCUUAUUUACUACACUCUCGGAAAGAUAUGCUGCUGGUGUACCAAAUAAUUCCAGAUGUAUCAAUAGCUUUGGAAUACUCUUCACUCGGAAUUACGCAUCUGCAGCAUCCUCAUCUGAACAAGUUAACCUCAUAAAACAGCUGAGGGAAAGAACAAGUGCUCCGAUGAAGGAAGUAAAAUCUGCUCUUGUUGCUUGCGACUGGGACAUUGAGGCUGCACAGAAUGAGUUAAGGAAAAGAGGGGUUGCUCUUGCAUCAAAGAAAUCUUCUCGAACUGCUGCGGAGGGUUUUCUUGCAUUGGCUCAGGAUGAAAAGAAGGCGAUUCUUGUUGAACUCAACUGUGAAACAGACUUUGUUGCCAGGAAUGAAAUAUUUCAGCACUUGGCCUUAUGCUUGGCAAAAUCUGCUUUAGUGAUCGAAGGUUCUUCACAAGCAUCUGCAGCUAUUCCAGUCAGUCCCGAGUCUCUGGAGGAUUUAAAGAUAAACUUUGACCAUCCUAAGCUAACUGGAGAGAAAACAGUACAAAAUGCAAUUACGGAGGUGGCUGUCAUGACGGGGGAGAAUGUCAAACUUGGAGGAGGUUUUGCAAUAUCUGCACCUUCAUAUGGUGUCCUGUCUACAUAUCUUCAUACAAGUCCCAUGCCAGGUAUAGGACGCAUUGCUGGACUUUUAUCUCUUGAGGUAGAGGAUAAGAAUGCUCCUUUGGAUGCUGUACAGCGUGUUGGAUCACAAAUAGCAAUGCAUUUAGUUGCUGCAAAACCAUUGUUCCUGUCAAAAGAAGAUGUUACUGCUGAUGCACUUGGCAAUGAGCGUGAUAUUCUUAGGUCUCAGGCAGAGAAAACCGGGAAGUCUCAGAUGGCUAUAGAUAAAAUGGUUGAAGGUCGCCUAAGAAAGUAUUAUGAGGAAGUAGUCCUCUUGGAGCAGAAGUUUAUCGUUGACGAUUCAGUAAACAUAACGAAAGUGUUGGCGAAUCUGUCCCAGGAAGUAGGAUCCACUGUGAAGAUCAGGAAUUUUCUGAGAGUUGAAGUUGGUGAAGGGGCUAAAAGGCUCGAAGCUGCCAGUGGAACAGAGCCUCUGUCUCAGACUGCCUAGAGACUAAGCAAACCCCUCCUCGAUAACUUCACGUUUGUCGGUGUGAAGAAGUUUCUAUGCUGCGUCAAGUGAGUCUUUGACAUGAGAAUACAAUGACUUUUUUAUGUAUGAUUGCCUAUGAGUUUCUAGUUGAGUCGGCUUUGACAUUGAGAACACAACUUGGAUGAAUUGCAAAAUUUCUAGGAGAUAGUUAGAAGUAGAAUAAUCACCGUUUUUCUAUUUGCAUUUUCAUCUAGCAAUAGGUGAACGAGAUGAUCUGUGAUCCAAUAAACUCUGUCUUUUGUCCAACAUAUGUUGAAAAGAAUGAGAUUCGGUUUCUCAGAAUUCAAUACAAUGCAUUUUCAAAUA